GUGGCUCCUGAGUCAGCCUAUUUAACUAUAAUUUAUAAGAAAUAACUCCGCUCUCGGAUUUCGUUUUCAGCUUAUUAAAUUUGUUGUUGCACGAAGAUGCCACCAAAAAAGGCGCCUGGUCCAAGCAAAAAGACGGAGCAAAAGAAAAAGGAGAAGGUCAUAGAGGAUAAAACAUUUGGUCUUAAGAACAAAAAGGGCACUAAGCAGCAGAAGUUUAUUCAGCAAGUACAGAAACAGGUGCAGGCCGGUGGCCAUCAUCCGCGACAGGAUGGCGAUAAGAAAAAGGAGGAUAAGGAAAAGAAAUUGGCGGAUCAGCGCGAACUGGCCAUGAUCUUUAAGCCAGUGCAAACCCAGAAGGUGGAGAAGGGCACCGAUCCCAAAUCUGUAGUGUGCGCAUUCUUUAAGCAGGGCACAUGCACGAAGGGUGAUAAGUGCAAGUUCUCUCACGAUUUGUCUUUGGAAAAUAAGGUGGAGAAGCGCUCGAUGUAUGUGGAUAUGCGUGAUGGCGAGGACGAUCCGAUGACCAACUGGGACGAUGCCAAGCUCAAGGAGGUGGUCGACAAGAAGCAUUCGGGCGAAAAGCGACGACCAACCACGGAUAUUAUUUGCAAAUACUUCCUGGAAGCUGUGGAAAAAUCCAAGUACGGCUGGUUUUGGGAAUGCCCCAACGGCGAAAAAUGCAUAUAUCGUCAUGCGCUUCCGUCUGGCUAUGUGCUCAAGAGAGACAAGAAAAAGGAAGAUAAACCGACGGAGAUCUCGCUGGUCGAUCUUAUUGAGAAAGAACGCGCUGCAUUAGGGCCCAAUCAGACUCGAGUUACUUUAGAAUCUUUCCUUGCCUGGAAGAAGCGCAAGAUACAGGAGAAAAAGGAAAAACUGGCAGCCGACGAGGAACGCAAAAAGAGCGACUACAGCAAGGGCAAACAGUUCGGUAUUUCUGGUCGCGAAAUGUUCAGUUUCAAUCCCGAUCUGGUCGACGAUGGUCCAAUUGAAGAAGGCGAUGCCGCGUUCGAUAUCUAUAAGCGCGAAGAGGAUGACGACGAUAAUAUCGUUGAGUUUAAGGAACUUGACUUGGCAGCACUCUCUCUGGCUGCUAAGGAGGUGGAUGGUUCCGGCACGAUUGCAUCCAGCACAAGAUUACUCGAUCAAGCAACAGAAGCAGCCAAGACAGCAGCAGCCGAGGACGCGGCGCCCUCUGCGUCCUGCGCUGACAGUGCGCCCGCCAUCAACAAAGAUCUAUUUGUGGAUUUGGAUUUGGCGGGCGAGCUAGACGAUCUAGAUCUUGACGAUGAUGAUGAGGAUGAUUAGCCGGCAUAAACAAGGAGAGCAACUCUUUGUUAUAGUUUGAUAUUGAAUUGCAUACACGUUCAUAUAAUGAUUUCUGCCUUUAGCAACUUUUGAUCAAUAAAAUUGUGGCUUUCACAUGUUGCAUAAA
This is a messenger RNA of Drosophila novamexicana, 1432 nucleotides long. RefSeq names its product zinc finger CCCH domain-containing protein 15 homolog. Bases 97 to 1305 code for a protein of 402 amino acids. Gene Ontology annotation, cellular component: cytosol. Gene Ontology annotation, molecular function: mRNA binding; metal ion binding. The record is from RefSeq and is a predicted model, not a curated record. Gene Ontology annotation, biological process: cytoplasmic translation. The transcript has 3 exons. NCBI's taxonomy places the organism in Eukaryota, Metazoa, Arthropoda, Insecta, Diptera, Drosophilidae.